AUGGCAAGCACGGCAUCCACAGCCGACAGCAACAGUGUAGGCCUAGAAGAGCGAUACCUUGCCAAGAAAAGAGGGCCACUCGUGGUCCCAGUAGGAGGCUUGGAGUGCAGCUCAGAGCCGAGGACCGGCCUCAAGUACGUCGGCCAGUUCGAGGUCGACAAGUUCCACGGCAAAGGCAGGCACGUCUGGCCGGAUGGCAGCUCCUAUGAAGGCGACUGGCGAAAUGGAAGAAAGCAGGGCCAAGGCACUUACAUCAGCGAAGAGAACCUCAAGUACACGGGAGCCUGGCAUGAUGGAAAGCGGCACGGCAAGGGCAUUCAGGAAUAUGCAAACGGCGAUUCCUACGAUGGAUGGUGGUACAACGGCCAAUGCAGCGGCCUGGGCAUCUACUACUUCGCCGACGGCUCCCAGUACCGAGGGGCCUGGAGUCAUGGGAAGUACGAUGGCGAGGGACUUCUCUAUCUCGCGAAUGGAGAUCGGGAGCGGCUGACUUACCUGAAUGGCCGGCUGAUGAAACGCGAAGUUCUGACACCGUCUCCACCACCACAAGUUGGUAACAGAACGAAGCCGGGCAUCUUCUGCGGCAUCCAUCUUUCCCAAGAUCGGGUAGACAUGAUGAUGCCCACCGUGCGCCAGCAGAACCACGGAGAUGUACAGUUGUUGAUCAAGAGAGACUGCGACAUGUACGACUUGUCGGCCCCUCCUAUUCGCCUUCCAGGGCAGAAGUCUGCUACCGAGAAGAUGGCUGAUGACCUGCUGGGCACUUCCAUCGAUACGGUGACUGGUGGCGACACUGUGGGCGAUUAUAGCAGUGUGCUCACAUCUGGCCCAUCCAUGGACGAACCUACCUUCCUCACGGGAUCCUGA
Symbiodinium sp. CCMP2456 is the source of this 867-nucleotide messenger RNA. Lineage: Eukaryota; Dinophyceae; Suessiales; Symbiodiniaceae. The record is from the annotation of a GenBank genome assembly.